AUGGCACAAAUAACCUCUAAAGUUAAGUUUGGAAUUCUUGGAUGCGCACGUAUAGGGAGAACAGUAGGAAGAGCCAUUACACUGGCACCAAACACUGAUCUUUAUGCUGUAGCUAGUCGUUCCAUCGAAAAGGCUAAGAACUAUGCUGUAACAAAUGGGUUUCCAUCAACAACAAAGGUUUAUGGAAGUUACGAAGAGCUUCUUGAUGACACAGAUAUUGAUGCUGUUUAUGUACCACUUCCUACUAGUUUACACCUAGAGUGGGCUGUAAAAGUUGCUGAGAAGAAGAAACAUCUACUGUUGGAGAAACCAGUUGCUUUGAGUGUGGAAGAAUUUGAUGUUAUUGUCAAAGCUUGUGAAGAUAAUGGCGUUCAGUUCAUGGAUGGUACUUUUUGGAUGCACCAUCCUAGGACUUCGAAAAUGAGAGAGUUUCUGGAUGAUUCUGAAAAGUUUGGUGAAAUGAGACAUGUGCACAGCAUCUACACAUUUCCUGGCGACGAUGGUUUUCUCAAGAAUAACAUACGAGUGAAGCCGGAUCUCGAUGCACUUGGAGCACUAGGUGAUGUAGGAUGGUACUGCGUCAGGUCCAUCUUGUGGGUCUCCAACUAUGAGAUGCCAAAAACAGUUACUGCACUUCGUGGACCCAUUAUUAACGAUUCAGGAGUAAUUCUCGCAUGUGGCGCUUCUUUACAAUGGGAAGAUGGUAAAGUAGCCACCUUUCAAGCUUCCUUCCUUGCUAAUCUUACUAUGGAUUUGACUGCAUUAGGUUCAAAAGGAACUCUUAAUCUUCGAGAUUUUGUUAUUCCUUUCCAAGAAACCUCUUCUUCCUUUACUGUAUCAAACACAAGUUUCGAAGAACUCGUGACAGGAUUGGUACAAGUGCCUAGUGAGCAGGUUGUUCCAACUGAUCUCCCACAGGAAGCUCAAAUGGUUAACGAGUUCUCAAGUUUGGUCAUAAGAAUUAAGGAAUCUGGUUCGAAACCAGAAACAAAAUGGCCAAGUAUUAGUAGGAAGACACAAUGGGUUCUUGAUGCAGUCAAGGCAUCCAUUGAUAAGGGUUUCGAGACAGUUGAGAUUUGA
This is a messenger RNA of Papaver somniferum (opium poppy), 1080 nucleotides long. RefSeq lists its product as uncharacterized. Bases 1 to 1080 code for a protein of 359 amino acids. The record is from RefSeq and is a predicted model, not a curated record. NCBI's taxonomy places the organism in Eukaryota, Viridiplantae, Streptophyta, Magnoliopsida, Ranunculales, Papaveraceae. The transcript has 2 exons. Gene Ontology annotation, molecular function: nucleotide binding.